GCCUUUUGAAGCCACGCGCGGAGCCGGAAGUGGUCGUUGCGAGGGUGGAAGUGGGCCUGAAAACCGGGUCCGUCUCUGGAUGUCUGUUUACCGCGGCUGCAGCCUGUUUUCUCAUUCGGCUAGAGGAAAUAACUCCUUUUAACUCUUAUUCUAAGGGGCGCUGGUCGAGGCAAAAGCUCCAGUAUCUCACAAAAAAAGUGCGAAUUCUUCACGCUCUGUCUGGACAAUUGGUCCAGGGUGGAGGGGCUAUUCUCAGGCUGACGGGUCGACGGGUCAGUCAUAUCAGUUGCAGGCAGGUUGGAGGAACAAACCGCUUAUCACUUCGUAGCUGGCGGUCGCUGGCUUUCUUACCCCCACCCACGAAAAGCCCAUUAUUUUGAUGUCGCUGCCUGUGUGAGAGAGACGGAGCUCGAGUCCCCCGCCCCGGCUCCCCCCGAGUAAUGCGCCGGGCUCUGGCUGCCCCUUGCAAGCACCGUUUCCCCCACCGCCAUCAACCGCUUGCUGACCAUGGCUGCAGAUUUGCAAGCCAAGUAUCAGAAACUUGCACAGGAGUACUCCAAGCUCCGUGCUCAGAACCAAGUACUGAAGAAGGCUGUUGUAGAUGAACAAGGCCAAGGAGCAUCUUUAAAGGAGGAACUGAAGAUGAAGGACCAAAGUGUUAGGAAGUUGCAGCAAGAAAUGGAUAGCCUGACAUUCCGAAAUCAGCAGCUGGCAAAGCGUGUAGAGCUACUUCAAGAGGAACUAGUAACUACUGAGGCCAAAGGCAAGAAGAGCAAGAAGAGUGUUGACCCUCCAACUCAGAUGAAUCAGCAGCGACAGAGUGUGUUUGAUGAAGAUCUGCAGAACAAAAUACAGGAAAAUGAGCAUCUGCACAGACAAAUACAAGAAGCACAAGCGAAACACAAGCAAACAGAAACUGACUUCAGGGAACGAUUACUGGUACUAGAGAAAGAUGCUAUGCAACAUGAAGCUGUGAUUGACACCUUGAAGAAGAAGUACAUGGACACCAUAGAAAAACUUCAAAAUGACAAAGCAAAUUUAGAGGUGAAAUCACACUCAUUGGAGAGAGAAGCAAAGGACUGUAGGCUUCGGACAGAAGAAUGCCAGCAACAGCUAAAGAAUAUCCAUACUGAUCUGAGUAGCCGAUUAGACCAGUCAAUAAGUAUUAUUCAAGACAAAGUGCCAUUUAAUGAUACAAGAUUUGCAGAAUACAGUGUAUUGGAUGUACCUGUACACGAUAGAAGGCAUCAGCUGAAAGCUCGUGAUGUUAGUGGACAGGCACUGGCUUUCCUUCAAGAUUUGGUUGGAGCAUUGCUAAAUCUUCAUACUUACACGGAGCAAAGAAUUCAGAUCUAUCCCAUUGACUCUGCGACAGACACUAUAUCUCCACUGAACCAAAAGUUUUCUGAAUACCUGCAUGAAAAUGCCUCUUAUGUUCGUCCUCUAGAGGAAGGAAUGUUGCACCUAUUUGAGAGCAUUACUGAAGAAACUGUUACUUCACUAGAAACUACUGUGAAGCUUAAACCAUUUUCAGAUGUCUUUACUACUUAUGUUUGCUUCCUAAAGAAAAUUCUACCAUACCAGUUAAAGAGGUAA
Molecule: messenger RNA, 1596 nt
Organism: Rhincodon typus (whale shark)
Lineage: Eukaryota; Metazoa; Chordata; Chondrichthyes; Orectolobiformes; Rhincodontidae
Product: protein phosphatase 1, regulatory subunit 21
Exons: 11
Coding region: 508-1596 (362 amino acids)
Cellular component (GO): membrane; early endosome
Source: RefSeq, a predicted model, not a curated record